CAAAAAAUAUUUACUUAAUUUAUUAGAAACUGUGGUGUUCUUGAUACAAUUUACUUAUAUAAAAACAACUAUUUUACUUUAAUCAAAUUCUAAACAUGAUUUUACUGAGAAUAUUUUUGGGAAUGUACUUUAUAUUUCGUAAUGUAAGCGAAUCUAAAUAUGUAGAAGGAACUUUAAAAACAAAUGAAAAUUGGGCCUUUUUGGCAAGAUUUUGUUUUUUAUCCCAAGAGGGUGAAUUUGAAUAUGUAAUUGACUAUAAUGAAGAUCAAGGAGACUUGAAUUUACUUCUUUACUACGAUACAGAAGAUCAAUGGCCAUCUGUGUAUAAAUCAAAUAAGACUUGCGAAGAAAAGGAAGCAGUACUGAAUAUUCAACAAAAUCAGAUUGUCAAUUUAACUGCUAGAAUUCCGGAAGCUAAAGAAUUUGCAGGAUGUGAGUUUACACCGAUAGUGAUAACAACUCCUACACCGUUGUAUACUAUAAACAUUCCCAAAACCAAUAAGUGGGCUUCUAAAAACAAAGGAACCGUUAAAGUUAAAAAGGUUAAAGUUACACCUACGACCAUAAAAAUAACAACUACUGAAGAAUUGCAAACUACUACUUUUGGGACUGAUAUCUCAAGUUCGACACCUACAAGCUAUGAUUCUUCAGAAUCUACGACUACUUUGAGUAUCGCUGUAAAUACUACAACGCAGUUAAAUUUAGAUUAUCCCACGACAACAAUGGAAGAUAUUAUUUUAAUUACUGAAAUGACCGUGGAUAGUACACAAUCGACAGUUCAUCCCAUUAAAAAAAGAUCAGUACCUGCCAAACAGCCUGUUACAAAUAUAGUCCGGAGAAGUAGAACAGUUAGCUGUCAUAAUGCGAGGCGAUUUAAGAGUUCUAGGGAACGAUGGUGGUUUAUAGCAAUCAGUAAUUGUUAUGGAACAAAGGGUAUCAAUAUUAACUACCAGCUUUUAAUGACAAAUGGACCAUCUGGAGAUUACUGGCACGAACAUUUCUCAGCAGAUGAAUUUUAUAUUCUACCAAUUCUGAUGGCAUUUUCUGUUGCAUAUUCUUUCCUACUACUAGGCAUAACUGUAUGUUCAUUGGAACUAAAACAGAGACAAUUACUCCACACCACUUACAAAAUUUUUGUUCUGUCUUGUGUCCUUCAAUUGCUUGGAAUAUUAGUGUUAAGUAUUGUAUUUCUAAAGGUGGCCGUAAGUGGAAGAAUAUCGUCCAGAACCAAAAGAGUUGGAAAUAUGAUGUUAGGAGCAUCCGAGACAUGUUUCUUACUGCUUCUGCUUCUUUUGGCAAAAGGUUUUACUAUUACAAGAGGGAGAUUAUCGCUUAAGGGCACAGUCAAAUUAACGGUAUUUAUGUGCCUUUACGUCACUACAUAUCUGACAAUCUUCGUCUAUGAAGCUGUGGUGUUUGAUCCAGGAGAAGUAUUAUACUUAUAUGAAUCACCAGCUGGUUAUGGCCUAAUAAUCUUAAGAAUUAUAGCUUGGCUUAUGUUUAUAUACUCAACCGUUAUUACUUUAAAAAAAUAUCCAGAAAAGUCCAACUUUUAUUAUCCUUUUAAUUUAUUUGGAACAAUAUGGUUUGUGGCUGGCCCGGCCUUCAUUAUAUCUGCAAACACCUAUAUAGACAAAUGGGUGCGAGAAUCCGUAGUUUGGGCAGUUUUACUCUUUAUCGCAUUUGGUGGACAUCUGAUGUUCUUGAUUUUAACGAUGCCCAGUGUUGCCAAUAAAAAUUUUCCAUAUCAUGUGAGAACGUCCCAAAUUGGUAUAAUGGAAACCAAUGGCAACGUUGGAAAUAGCACUAUCGAACAGUUUGGACAUCAUGUUUAUGAACCAAGUUUAAAUAUAAGGGAACAAACAGUGAUCAUCCCACUGACUAGACGUACUGAAGAAAUAUGCGAAGGUUUAUAUAAUCAGAAACGACUGUCAACUCCUAAAAUAACAGAAAUGACAGAUGAAAGCAGUAAUGAGCAGGCGAGAGAUAUGACAAUUGAAAAUGUUAUAAAAUGGUCUCUGGCGAAAAACAUACCGGCAUUAGAUUUUCCAAGCUUCCAGCAAAUCAAAAAUAAGCGAGAUAGUAUCGGGUCGGCAAGUUCAAAACUAACUGACAGUACUUUCAAUAACGACAGAUCCACACGUCGACCAUCCCUGAUCAAUCACUUAUCUAACGAGAACCAAAAUAGUCCUGGCAACUUCGAAGAUUACGUCAACGAUGUGCCAAUAGAGCUGUUUACAAUAUCCAAAAUUGUUACCAACACAAAUGGAAUACCGAAAUAACCUGAUUACACCUUAUUCAUCGAACAGACUCUCGAUUUCGCUAGUUCUUGUGCACCAGUGCUUCACCACACUUCUGCUUUCGAUCGACAGAAUGAGUGGUUUCCGGAGACAGUGUUGCCAGAACUACUGAUUAAUCUGUAGAUUUACGGAUUUUGGGUACAGUAAGGUGAUAAUACGGAUUUUCUAUCAUUAAACAAUUUAAUUUAAUAUUAUAUGAUUAAACAAAGAGGUGUUAGAGUUUGCUUGGAGAUGAAGAUCGAAAAAAUUAUGGAUACUCUUUUGAUAUUUGAAUAAUAAAUUAUAAAAAGCCUUUGCAGUAAAUAUACACCAAUGCAAAUAAUAUAUAAAUAUUCUAAAUAUGGAUAAUAUUUUAGAAUUACAAGUUUGU
Molecule: messenger RNA, 2670 nt
Organism: Sitophilus oryzae (rice weevil)
Lineage: Eukaryota; Metazoa; Arthropoda; Insecta; Coleoptera; Curculionidae
Product: transmembrane protein 145-like
Exons: 13
Coding region: 96-2282 (728 amino acids)
Biological process (GO): response to pheromone; G protein-coupled receptor signaling pathway
Source: RefSeq, a predicted model, not a curated record